This is a messenger RNA of Erythranthe guttata (spotted monkey flower), 708 nucleotides long. NCBI's taxonomy places the organism in Eukaryota, Viridiplantae, Streptophyta, Magnoliopsida, Lamiales, Phrymaceae. The record is from RefSeq and is a predicted model, not a curated record.
AUGACGAAAUCCGUUGUGCGCCUGAUUCCGGUGUGGUUGACAUUCAUCCUAUGUGGCGUUGUAAAAGCCGUUGGAUUCACAUACUUCAUCGAGCAAUUAAAUCACAUGAACCCUAAAGUUGGGAGUCUCAAGGUUCCCCUCGUACUCAUUAUUUGGUACCACGAGCAAGCCAAACUAAAAUUUGCGCAAACAUGUGCGGUUUUGAUUACUUUUUUAGGUUUGAUCACCGGUUCGAAAAAGCUAGCUUCUUCAAUUGGGAUUGCGAUAUCGAUGAUACUCGCGAUACUUUGCUGCAUAACUGCCGCCGCAGUGGAGAGUCGAAGGCUCGGGGUGGUUCAAAGGCACGGUUUGGUCGAUAAGCACGAUGAAAGAGUGCCUAUGACUAUGUUCUGGUUGCUUCCGCAGUUUAUUUUGCUCGGGGCGUUUGAGGGGUUUUUAACCUCCGGGGCAAAUUUAUUCGUCGUUGACCUAUCAUGGAUGCAGAGGUUCCUUGAGCAACCAGAUGAGUUGACGGAGGAGCUCAUUGACCGAUCCCCUGCCUCGUUGCAGAGGUUCAUUGACCAACCACACAUCGUGAUGCAGAGGUACUUGGGGCUAUUCAAUAGUGGAAUCUCCGGUAUUGGGAUUCUCGGGAGCAUUUUGAUGGUGUUCGUUGUCGGGAAGAUAAGUGAAAACGGAGGGAAAAUGAAUUGGUUCAACAUGAUUUGA